AUGAGUCAUCAAAAUUUUACUUUUGACGAAUUACAUCGUUUGAAUGUGACUUCACAUGAAGUCCUCUUAUGGUCAUCUUCAAUCGAUCUUGCUGAACGAUAUCAAUAUUAUAUCGAUCAACCGACUAAAUCUAUUCGAUUGAAUGAACAAUUCUUCAAUUGCACACCACCAUGGUUCGGAUCUCAUUGUCAGUAUUCAUUCGAAUUAGUGUCAAAAUUUGCCGAAACAACAUUAAAUAUUCAGUGGAAAUCUCAUAUGACUUACGCUAUCACUCAUCGAACAUGUUACAUUCUGCUAGAAUGUGAUCGUGGUGCUGCAUCAAUGUGCCUCGAUUGGCGUGAAAUAUGUGACGAAAUUAAUGAAUGUAAUGAAAACGAACGUCGAUGUCAUAAUGGAUUAUGCAUUCCGAAAACGUUUUGGAACAACGACGUUGAUGAGGCCGAAUGUCUUGAUAAAUCAGAUUUAUUGGUUAUGCCUGGUUGUCCGGAUAUGUAUCUCCAAUUUAGUAUUUUUGACUAUGCAGAAUAUGCAUGUCGACCCGAUGAAGGUCGAUUUCCAUGUGGCAAUGGACAAUGUGUAGAAGAUUUUGGUGAAUGUUACAAUGGACGGCAUCUCCUGUUGACUGAAUCAGUUAGUGUUCAAGGUAAUCUGUCACACGAUUGCUGGAUAGCUAUGGUUUGUCUUAGUAAAAUCACCAAUCAAGUCAAUGAAGUAUCAUGUGAACAAUUUGUUAACCUGUCUCAGAUUCUUCCUCGACUAGAGACUUGUGAAUAUCCUAUUCAAUUUCCAACUCUUCCUGUGCUCUUAGGUCAUGUGCACUUUUUAUACCAUCCUAAACAGAUUUUCAAUAUCAGUAUCAAAUUAGCUCUUGUACCCGAUUAUGUUUGUUAUGAUGAACAGUUAUGUGAUUUUCUCACACCUACAUUUCAUUAUGGAAACUUGACUUGCCGAUAUGGUCAUGAAAUGAAUCUUGGCUCAGAUGUCGAGGUGAAUGAUUGGAAAUCGAUCAUCGAUUUAGUCAAACCUCAUUUCCGUGGUUGCAUCACUCGACAUUAUCACGAUAUUGCUACGCAUUAUUCAUUGUUGUAUGCGUGCAAGAAUUCUUCAAAAUACAUUUCAAAACAUCGACUCACUGAUGGUAUCUCCGAUUGUUUUUUGAAUGAUGAUGAACAAGUAUUUGAAUUGAAUUGUUCGUUGGAUCAUCCGUAUCGAUUCAAAUGUUUUAGUGAUACUCAGUGUCAACCGACUUCAUUGCUAGCAGAUGUCUGUCAGUUUGAAACGCAGAAAAAUUUCGAUGAGAUCUUAUUUUAUGAACUUUGUGAUCGAGCCAUCGAUCUUUCCCCGAUGAUAAUCAAUGAACGAAAUCAUUCGGAUGAGACUGAUUGUGAACAUUGGCCAUGCAACAAUAUCUACACACGAUGUGAUAGUUUUUGGAGUUGUAAAUAUGGAGACGAUGAAGAAAAUUGUACACGUUCGAUUUGUCCUAAACAAUUUCUUCCCUGUAUUUCGCCAUAUAAUUCAACAUUAAUUUGUUUACCAGCCAGCCAAGUUGGUGAUAGAAUCAUUGAUUGUCUUGGGGCAUCCGAUGAACUUGAAUAUUGUCGAAAGAACUUUGGCAAUCUUCAAACUUACGAAUUUUAUUGUCAGAAUGAUACGAAAUGUAUCGAACACGAGAAGCUGUGUGAUGGUGUUGAAGAUUGUCUAUUCGGUGAGGAUGAAAAAUUUUGUGACAAUCGUCCACAACUAUGUGAAGAAUCGAAUUUUGAUCAUCUAACAGAUGUAGAAUAUGUUUUAUGUCGAAUUGGUUCUAUACAUAGGAUUUCUUUUUCAUUAAAAACUUCAUCAAUCUAUCCGCUAUCGUCGAUUGUUCAAAUUGAUUCUGUCAAUAAUCAAUGGAAUGAGCAACACAUAAAAUCUUCACUUGAUGAGUUUCCACAAUCCGACAUUUAUCAUUAUGGUCUCCAUAUUUACCAUCGACUCGAACCUGGCAACAUUAGUGAUGUAUGCUUUUGUCCACCAAAUUAUUAUGGCGAAUGGUGUCAAUAUCAAAAUCAGCGUGUCAAUCAGCUCAUAACCGAUACAACUGUGGAUGAGAAUGAUCUAUAA
This is a messenger RNA of Rotaria sp. Silwood1, 2106 nucleotides long. The record is from the annotation of a GenBank genome assembly. Lineage: Eukaryota; Metazoa; Rotifera; Eurotatoria; Philodinida; Philodinidae.